Messenger RNA from Eriocheir sinensis (Chinese mitten crab), 1633 nucleotides. RefSeq lists its product as uncharacterized. The record is from RefSeq and is a predicted model, not a curated record. Lineage: Eukaryota; Metazoa; Arthropoda; Malacostraca; Decapoda; Varunidae. Bases 569 to 1633 code for a protein of 354 amino acids. Gene Ontology annotation, molecular function: catalytic activity. The transcript is spliced from 3 exons.
UCCACAGGGACGGAUUGCACCUUUCUCCCAUCUGGGCAGCCAGACUCGGAAGGCUCCUCAACGAAGCAGUGCGUGUCAUCCGAGCAAAAAACGAGUCACGGCCACGUCCCUCCAUCCCGCCCGUGUAAAUAGACGCCGUGCAUCGCAACAAACCCGUAACCGUGAUCCCGCAAGUACCACCACCUCUAUUACCAAGCCUCUAGAUAACUUAAAAAUCCUUAGUUUCAAUGCGCGUAGCCUAAGAAACAAAUUUGAUGAACUGAGAUGUCUUGCUUUAACAGAAAAUUUUGACAUAAUUGCUAUAACCGAAACAUUUAUCGACACCACAAAUAUUGAUUUAAGUUCCGAAUACAACAUAGAUGGCUACAGACUCUUCAACAAAGAUCGUGUAAACCGUAGAGGCGGUGGCGUCGCCCUUUAUGUCAAAAGCUAUUUGCAACCCACUGACAAAACACCGGGAAACAGUAACGUUGAACAUUUGUGCGUGCGAGUAAACAUUGCAAAAGUCAAUUUAAAUAUAUCUGUCACCUACAGACCUCCCGGGCAAUCACUCGAUGACGACCUUGAAAUGUACAGCGGCUUAAGGCAGUCACUUAAUAAUAGCGACUCACUGAUAUUAGGAGACUUUAACCUCCCCCAUAUCGACUGGGCGACACUGUCAGGUACAGAAGGCGAGUCACAUAGAAUGAUCGAAUUUCUAGAAGAAAAUUAUCUAAGCCAAAUGGUUUCUGAGCCAACUCGACAAAAUAAUAUACUUGACCUUGUUAUAACGACCCAAGAUAACCUAGUCAGUAGUGUCACGGUAGGAGAACACCUCGGUUCUUGCGAUCAUAAAUUAGUGCGCGUCGACAUUAAAGCUCAAUCAUCAGUGACUGAAAAUAAAGUAAAGGUGCCCAAUUUCAAAAGAGCUAACUUCGUAGAAAUCCGACAAAAACUAACAGAAAUACAACUAUCAGAUGACGGCAACGUAGAGGAAGCCUGGCUAAGCCUUAAAAAUCACUUACUCACUCAGCAGAACACAUUCGUCCCCUUGUGCGAGAAGCGAAUUAACACUAAUAAAAGCCCACCGUGGUUUAAUAGCGAAAUUAAACAAUCAGUCAAUGAGAGAAAAUUGUUUUACAGGUUAAAGAAAGAACAAAGCACGCCCGAAAACAUUAGACUUUAUAAUGAUGCCAGGCGACGAGUAAAAAGACUAGUAGGCCAGGCAAAGCGUAGAUACGAAGAAAAUAUUGCAGCCAACUGUAAAAAUAAUCCGAAAUCUUUCUUCAGUUACAUAAACAACAGAAAGGCGAUCAAAAGUGGUAUUGGACCUUUAACAAACAGCGACGGUGCACUAGUGACUGACAGCCAACACAUUGCAAACCUCUUAAACAAUUACUUUUCCUCGGUGUUUAAUACUAACAGUCUUCCUCUCGCUACCACCAACACCAGUACUAUUGUAAAUCUCGAGCAUGCAUUGCCUAAUUUUGAAAUAACAACCGAUGAAGUCCUUAAAGCUCUCCAUUCACUUAAAACAAAUAAAAGUCCUGGACCUGACAAAGUAUAUCCAACUCUGCUGAAAGAAACAAAGAGCGAAAUACUCUCCCUCACAACCGAAGUCAAUAUGUCCUGGCGACAAGGCAUCGGUAUAUAA